Molecule: messenger RNA, 1814 nt
Organism: Amphibalanus amphitrite
Lineage: Eukaryota; Metazoa; Arthropoda; Thecostraca; Balanomorpha; Balanidae
Product: ubiquitin-like protein 7
Exons: 8
Coding region: 230-1492 (420 amino acids)
Molecular function (GO): protein binding
Source: RefSeq, a predicted model, not a curated record
UAUUGUGUGUUGUAUGGUGUCUAUUAGGGCAAUGUUGUAUGUUGUUGUUGAAGAGAUAGGGCGCGCAGCAUAUUGUGUGUAAAACAGUGCGUUUUACCCAAGGCUAUAGAACUGUUUUACCCGUUUUACCGUCUUACCCACUGAACCAACACUGAACGUUUUGUUUUACCCAACCGUGGUUUUACCACUUAACAUAACGGAUUCGGAAGGUAGAGUUGCGCCGUUGACGAUGGUCUCUGUACGCUUCUGCUGCCGGUCGGCGGACGGGGUCGGGAAGGAGACAGUCCAGCUGCCGCCCUCGUGUCUCACCCAGCCCAUACAGGCGGUGCGCUCGACGGCCGCGCACAUGCUCGGCCUCACGCCCAGUCAGCUCGAGCUGGUGUACCGCGGCCGGCCACUGCUCGAUGACCGGCCGCUGAGCUCGUACGAACUGAGUGCCGCCAGCGUUCUACACGGCUUCCGGCGGCCGGCAGAUGCCGAUACUGCGGCGGCUGCGGCGCCCACGGAGCCUGCCGACGGCACUCAGCUGGCCUGGACGCUCCAGCGCCAUACCCAGGAUCCGGUGCGCCGACAUGCGUUCACGCAGCGUCUGGUGCGCCCGGAGACGCUGGACCGUCUGCUGGCCGCCGUGCCGGGGCUGGAGGACGACCCCAUCGCGUUAGCCCUGCUCCAGGAGCCCGGUCUGCUGCUCCAGGUCGCCAGUCCGCGCACCAACGUCAAACGUCUGGUGGCUGCCCACCCGGUGCUGGCCACCGCUGCCUCUCAGCUGGCCGCUCUGCUCGGCGAGGGCUCCUCUGGCACGGAGAGAGGCCGGCCCGGCCCGUCCGACUCGCGGGCGGCGCCCAGAGUCGCCGAGGAGCGUCCCAUGGAGCAGGGCUCAUUCGAUGACGACGACGGUGACGACGAGCCUGCGGCGGCGGCCGGCGGCGCAGCGGCACCUCCCAUCACCCGGGAGCAGCUGGCCUCGGCGCUGGCGGCCGCAGUACCCAACCUGGCUUCUGCGGCCGCCGCCGCUGCUCAGGCUUCGGGGGCUGCCGGGAGUGCUGGUGGACGACAGACCCGGGCUCCGGCUGCCGUCAGACAGCAGCCCGCUCCGGCUCCGGCUCCGGCUCCGGCUCCGGCUCCGGCUACGGUAUCUACCCCGGCCCCGGCUCCGCAGCAGCAGCAGCCGCUCGGAGUGAUCUCACCAGAGAUGGUCAGCGCCGCCCUCAGAGAGGCGAUGCGUGCACUCCCUGGAGCCCAGCGGACACCGCCGGCUGCUCAGGCUAGUCAGCCCCAGCCGCCCCCGUCUGCUGCUGCUCCCGUUCCUCAGCCGGCGGCUCCUGUGCGGGAGGAGGCCGCUCAUCAGUCACCGGCGGUGGACGAGGCGGCGGUGCGGCAGCUGCUGGAACUGGGUAUCACCGACAGCGAGGCGCUGGUCCGCCAGGCGCUGCUCGUCUCCGAGGGCAACAUCGACCACGCAGUCGAGUUCAUCUACUCCAGCCUGCAGUGACGGCGCACGAUACAAGUCAGCGAUCUCCUGAGCUUUUCUAUCGCGCGGUCGGUGAAGAGAAAGUAACGUAAAUGAAUUUGCUGAAAACAGUGGAAGUUUCUUUAUGGAGAAGUCUGGUGGUACUGAGGUAAUGCAGUGAUGUUCUUUCUCAGUUGUCUCUUGCACUCCAGUAACGUUGUGCUGCUUGUGCUAUCAAGCAGAAUGUACACAACAAUUCUACUUACGUCAUAAGGAAACACUACCUCCUAUCACUAUUGACGCUACUUUACGUCCCUUCCCUAAUGAUUAUUUAUGUUGACAAUAUACUUACCAAGUGAAAUCA